Molecule: messenger RNA, 2136 nt
Organism: Cygnus atratus (black swan)
Lineage: Eukaryota; Metazoa; Chordata; Aves; Anseriformes; Anatidae
Gene: PRF1
Product: perforin 1
Source: RefSeq, a predicted model, not a curated record
AUGUCCCCCCACCACCACCCCUCCCCCUCGCCGCCCCUCCUGGCCCUCCUCACCCUCCUCCUCUGCCCCCCGGCCCAUCCCCACUGCCACCGCGCCGUGGGGCGGGCCUGCGACGUCCCCCUGGUCCCCGGCACCGACAUCUUGGGCUUGGGGCUGGACGUCACCACCUUGUCCCCAACGGAGGGACAAGCCCUGGACAUCUCGGGACCCCCCAGGACCCCCAAGGGACCGUGCGUUAUCUGCCGGGACCCCUUACACGGUGGUCGCCCCCUCCGGCUCCCCGCGGGGGCCGGGAAGUGGCGGGCGGGUCGGAAGUGCAAGGCGAGGACCACGGUGGCCGAGGGGACGUCGGCGGUGGGGACGAUGGCGGCCAAGGCGGAGGAGGUGGCCCAGGGGUGGCGGGUGGGGUUGGGGCUGGCGGUGAAGCCGGGGGUCGGGGGGGCCGUGGCGGUGGCCGGGUCCCACUCGCGGGUGGCCGAGUUCGGGAUGCAGCGGCAGCGGGAGGACCGCUACGGCUUCGCCAGCACCGAGGUGCACUGCGUGCACUACUGGAUCUCGGCCUCCACCCCUCCCCAUCCUUCCCCCCACUUCCUGCGAGCCGUGAAGGCAUUGCCCCCCCGCUUCACCCCGGACACCGCCGCCGACUACAGCGAGCUCCUGGCCGCCUACGGCACCCACUACAUCCAGUCGGCCCAACUGGGGGGCCACCUGCGCGCCGUCACCGCCAUCCGCACCUGCCGGGCCACCGUGGCGGGGCUGAGCGCCCAGGAAGUGGCUGACUGCUUGAAGGUGGAAAUGGCCGCCAACGCCAUCCCCGUCCAGCUCCAAGCCAUGAGGACCGCCUGCAAGAAAGCCCGGGCAAGCAACCGAGCCAACGCCAGCUUCAACGAGGUCUUCAACGAGCGCUUGGUGGAGGUGGAAGGCGGCGAGGAGCACGGCGACCUAGUCUACGGUAGGCCCGAGGCCUUCUCAAGAUGGCUGCAGGGCCUGCCCCGCCUCCCCGGCCUGGUGGCGGCCAACGUCCGGCCUCUCCACACCCUCGUGCCCAAAUCCGACAGGCGGCGCGGGGCGUUACGGGCGGCCAUCGGGCACUACAUCGCCUGGCGGGCCUUGCGGCUCAACUGCAGCCAGACCUGCGCCGGCGGCCGCCAUCCUGUGGGCCCCUGCCAAUGCAGUUGCCCGGCCAACGCCGCCGUCACCGCCGGCUGCUGCUCGCGGCACCGGGGCACGGCGCGGGUGACGGUGCUGGUGCAGGAGGGGCAGGGGUGGCAGGGGGACCUCUUUUCGGCCACCGACGCCUACGUCCGGGUGUUUUUGGGAGGCCGGCGGGCGCAGACGGCGCCGGUGUGGAACAACAACCACCCGAAAUGGCGGGCGCGGUUGGAUUUGGGGGUGCUCGACCUCGUCCCCGGCGCCCUCCUGAAGUUGGAGGUGUGGGACCGCGACAACGGGUGGGACGACGACCACCUGGGGACCUGCACGGAGCCCGUGGAGGCUGGGCGGACCCGCGAGGUCGUCUGCUUCGCCGGGAAAGGCCACCUCAAGUUCAGCUACCUGGCGGCGUGCGGACCAGCUUUGGGGGGGCCCCUCUGCCAGGACUACGUCCCGCAGCCCCCCCAGACAAACGGGGGCCUCUACCACCUCUCCCACUGGCCACCAAGGCCCGGUGAUGGCCCCGUGACUUGGCCCACCCAAGAGGAACAAGAGGACGAGGAAGAGGACGAAGGCGAGAGCCUCCACGGGGACUUUGGGGAGUCUCUGGGGGGCUCCUGGGACGAGGAUGAGUCGUGGGAGGACCUCGGUGAUGUGGAGGACGGAGAUGGGGAGGCCGCCGGUGGCCUCCCAGAGGCUCUGGCUGGUUUGAGGGAGGCUUCCGUGGAGGUCGAUUCCUCGCCUGGCCUCCAAGAUCUAUCUUCUGACCUCAAAAAGGCUUCUCCAGGCCUCCAGGAUUCCAAUUUUGGCCUCCAGGAGGAUCUUGCGGAGCUCCAGGAUCCAUCAUCGGGCCUUGAGGAGGAUCUCCUGGGCCUCCAAAAUCCCAAUUUUGGCCUCCAGGAGGAUCUCCUGGACCUCCAGCCUCCAUCUUCUGGCUCCGGAGAAGGUCCUCCAGCCCCCCAACUUGGUCCUCCAGCCCCCUAA